Pseudoliparis swirei is the source of this 2597-nucleotide messenger RNA. RefSeq names its product polymerase (RNA) III (DNA directed) polypeptide E (gene polr3e). The transcript has 21 exons. Gene Ontology annotation, biological process: DNA-templated transcription. Lineage: Eukaryota; Metazoa; Chordata; Actinopteri; Perciformes; Liparidae. The record is from RefSeq and is a predicted model, not a curated record. The coding region runs from base 180 to 2075 and encodes 631 amino acids. Gene Ontology annotation, cellular component: RNA polymerase III complex; nucleus.
CACAGUCAACAUGGUACGGACACCGACACAUUUCGGCUGGCCGACGUAGGACACUUACUCGCCCUCACGCACCACCUUUCUGUACUUUUCAGACACUAAUGAGAAAGCGAACAUCUUAGAGUGAAGUGUGCAGGUUGGGUCUCUGGGAUCUGCUGCUCCUGUUUCCUCUCCACAUCAAUAUGGCCAGCGGGGAUGACGAUGACCCCAUUAUAGAGGAGAUCGAUGUGUAUCUUGCCAAAAGCCUUGCAGAUAAGCUGUAUCUUUUCCAGUACCCGGUCCGACCAGCCACGAUGACCUAUGAUGAUGUCAACCACUUGACAGCUAGGAUCAAACCCAAGCAGCAAAAGGUGGAGUUGGAAAUGGCCAUCGACUCAAUGAGUCCAAACUACUGUCGCAGUAAAGGAGAGCAGAUCGCUCUGAAUGUGGACGGCACGGUUUAUGACGAAACCAACACCUACUCAGCGAAAGUGAUGGAUAAACAGUCCUUCACCUCCAUCCAGGCCACCACCAACACCUCCAGAUAUGCUGCUGCUGUGUUUCGUAAAGGUGAGCUUCACGUCACACCUCUGACAGGAAUCCUCCAGAUGAGACCGAGCUUCUCUUACCUGGACAAGGCGGACACCAAAACCAGAGAGAGGGAGGCGGCCAACGAAGGUGGAGAUUCCUCCCAAGAUGAAGCUGAGGAGGAUGUCAAGGCCAUCACGGUGAGGUUUGCUCGACCAGAGUCGGAGCAGGCGCGGCAGAGGAGGAUCCAGUCGUACGAUUUCCUCCAGAAGAAGCAGGCGGAGGAGCCCUGGGUUCACCUACGCUACCACGGUGUCAAGGACGAGCGCUCGGAGCAUGAAAGGCAGUACCUAUUCUGUCAGUCCGUGGACUCCUCCGAGAACUCUGAGCUGGUCAAAACCCCAAAGGAGUACCUGGCAAUGCUGAUGCCCCCUGUUGAAGAGGAGAAAUUUGUAAAACCAGUCGGUCCCAGUAAUGUGCUCUCCAUGGCUCAACUCCGCACUCUGCCACUGGGAGAGCAAGUCAAGACUCUGAUGAAGAAUGUCAAGGUGAUGCCGUUCGCUAACCUGAUGGGCCUGCUCGCCUCUGGCACCGACUCCACCGCAGCGCUGCGCUGCAUCCAGCAGGUGUCGCUGCUGGUUCAGGGCAACUGGGUUGUCAAGAGUGAUGUCCUGUAUCCCAAAAACACCUGCAGUCCCCACAGUGGCGUCCCUGCCGAAGUGCUCUGUCGUGGCCGAGACUUUGUGAUGUGGAGGUUCACUCUGGAGCGCUCUGUGAUGAGGAAGGAGAUUGCAGCCAUCAUCAAACUUCCUCCAGAAGAUGUGAAGGAGUUCUUGGAGCAUGUGGCCGUUCCUCGAGUCAACCGGGGCUGGGAGUUCAUGCUGUCUACUGAUGCAGAAUUCAUUAAGAAACACCCAGACAUCGCUCACAGGCAACACAUGCUGUGGCUCGGCAUCCAGAACAAGUUGGAAAAGGUCUUUAACUUCUCCAAAGAAGACUUCAGGCCAAAGAAUCCCCCGCCGCCUGAGCCUGUUCAUGUCAGCGGGGAGGAGCGUCUGAAGGUGGCGCACGAGCGCGCUCAAGGAAAGCAGUCGUCCCUACAGAAGGACCUGGACGACAGGCGGGCAGGAAGCAGCGUCCAGGUCAAACGGGAACCCGUCAGCGACAGAGAAGAUGAACCGAUGGACACCGCCUCCUCCAUGCCCAACGGCUCCGUCAAUGGGCACCCCGGGGCCACCUCGUCCGCCUUCGCCAACGGUGACGUCGGGAACGCGUCGUCCCAGGAGCUGCACGACUUUGUGAUCAAGACUUUCAAGAAGCAUCUUGUACUGACGCUGAAUGAGUUCAAGAGGCUGCUGAGCCUCCACAUGGCCUCCAUGCCGGUGGGACGAAGCGUCUUCCCCUCCAUCUCGGACCACAUGCUCCAGGACGCCAUACUGCUCUGCCAGUGCAAACAGAUAAUGGUGCCUUUUCCUCCUCAGACCAAAGCAGCCCCUGAUGAGCAGAAGGUGUUUGGUUUGUGGGAGACUGGACAGGAAUCUGACAAGCACAGCAGACAUCAUGGAGGAUGACAUGAUGUUCAGCAUGGAGGAGGAGGGAAGCGCCAAGAGGCCCAAUGUCCAACAAAGUGCCCCCAGCCAGCGCGCCUCCUCCCUCAGUGACUCCGCCAGUGAUGAUGAAGACCACUUCAUCUGCCCCAUCCUGGACGACUCUACCAAAGACAUCUGUCACUACCUGAAGAAUAUGGUUUACGCCCGACAGCUGUCAAACUCUUAUCCUAAGGGCGGCUUUAUGUUCAAGAAUGAAACAGAAAAGUUGGAAGAACCUCAACCGUACAGGGUUUUGUCACUGAGAGCACGGGUAUGUUAUAUAUCAGUUAUAUCUUCCUUCUCUCCCUCUUCACUGGUGACCAGCUGCGCCUCCCUUUUCCCAACUGCACUCUUUAAUUUACUUUCUUUUUCCUUCUUUUAAAACAACUUUCCACCUACUCACAUUGACUCUCUUCAUGACUGAUGUGUAUUCUUAUCAAUUCAUCCUCCCUGUCUUCUCACUGUAUCUUUGUUUUAUUUAAUCAAUCUAAUUUAACAAACACA